Molecule: messenger RNA, 3679 nt
Organism: Engraulis encrasicolus (European anchovy)
Lineage: Eukaryota; Metazoa; Chordata; Actinopteri; Clupeiformes; Engraulidae
Gene: flot2b
Product: flotillin 2b
Exons: 11
Coding region: 145-1428 (427 amino acids)
Biological process (GO): regulation of myoblast differentiation; protein localization to plasma membrane
Cellular component (GO): plasma membrane; flotillin complex; cytoplasmic vesicle
Source: RefSeq, a predicted model, not a curated record
CACGACAGGCCUCGCGUGAGUGAACCGAGAUUACUGCCAGGACCGAGGACUGAGGCGGCCACUGAGAGCAUCGUUGUGGAUGUCGUCUAUCUAAUUUUCACAAGGACAACGUAAUUGUGCAACGUAACUGUGUGUUGGGGAAAGAUGGGGAGCUGCCUCACUGUUGGACCAAAUGAAGCCCUUGUCGUUUCAGGUGGCUGCUCGAAUGAGAAGACGUAUGUCUCUACUGGUGGCUGGGCCUGGGCAUGGUGUCUCAUCUCAGAUUCCCAAAGGAUUACCUUGGAGAUUAUGACACUAACUCCCAAAUGUGAAGAAGUGGAGACCGCAGAAGGAGUAGCCAUUACGGUUACUGGGGUAGCCCAGGUUAAAGUUAUGACGGAUGAUGACCUGCUGCCCCUGGCCUGUGAGCAGUUCUUGGGAAAAUCUGUGGUGGAGAUGAAAAGUGUUGUUUUGCAAACUCUGGAAGGUCAUCUACGUUCUAUUUUAGGUACUUUAACUGUGGAGCAGAUCUACCAGGACCGGGACCGGUUUGCCCAGCUGGUGAGAGAGGUGGCGUCCCCUGACGUAGGGCGCAUGGGCAUCGAGAUCCUCAGCUUCACCAUCAAAGAUGUGUAUGACAAGCUGGACUACCUCAGCUCUCUGGGGAAGACGCAGACCGCCGCCGUCCAGAGAGACGCCGACAUCGGAGUGGCAGAGGCGGAGAGGGAUGCCGGCAUCAGGGAAGCGGAGUGCAAGAAAGAGAUGAUGGACAUCAAGUUCCAGGCAGACACUAAAAUGGCCGACUCUAAACGAGAGCUGGAGCUGCAGAAGGCUGCUUUCAACCAGGAAGUGAACACUAAGAAAGCCGAGUCCCAGCUAGCCUAUGAGCUGCAGGCCGCUAAGGAGCAGCAGAAGAUUCGUCUGGAGGAGAUCGAGAUCGAGGUGGUGCAGAGGAAGAAGCAGAUCACCAUCGAGGAGCGGGAGAUCGAGCGCACAGACAAGGAGCUCAUCGCCACCAUCAAGAGGCCCGCCGAGGCAGAGGCCUACAAGAUACAACAGCUGGCCGAGGGAGACAAAAUGAAGAAGGUGCUGACUGCUCAGGCGGAAGCCGAGAAGAUCCGCAAGAUCGGUGAGGCGGAGGCUGCCUCCAUCGAGGCCAUUGGUAAAGCCGAGGCCGAGAAGAUGAGGCUGAAGGCAGAGGCCUACCAGCAGUACGGAGAAGCGGCCAAGACCGCCCUGGUCCUGGAGGCACUGCCAAAGAUUGCUGCCAAGGUGGCCGCGCCCCUGGCCAGAACCAAUGAGAUCGUCAUCCUGAGCGGGGAGAAAAGCGGCGUGACUGGAGAGGUGAACCGCCUGCUAGCCGAGCUGCCCGUGUCUGUCAACGCUCUCACGGGAGUGGACCUGACCAAGCUACCUUUACUUAAGAAGAUGACUGACGCUCAAGCCUGAGAACAAUCUGCUACCCCCAUCCGCUCUCUGACAUGUCGACUGCAUUCACUCCUACUGCCUUCAGGACACUUGAAAAACGUUUCUCUAUACAAGUGGAUUUGUGAACCUCUGGUGCCUUACAUUGGACAGGACCAGACUAUCUGCAUGCAAUGCUGCUCCUCGUGAACAUUUACAUCUUUAACGGUUGUAUUCCGACUUUUUUCCAUUGGUGGAAUAGAUGGGAGAGGUGUGUUGUUUCAAUAUGGGAGACAAACACUUUUUAACUCAACAGUGGGUCUCUCGAUAUGGUUCUGUCUGUGUAUAAAGCCCAAAUUAGGAAGGGAAAAAGUGAAGUUGUGUUGUGCAUGUGAUAACUAUGUAAACAAUGAACCACUUCCCUGUGUGGAAACCUAUUUAAUUUCACAAAUGUCUUUUUCCACUCUCCAGUUGGGGAGCUUUUUUUGUAGAUGUUAACAGAUUCCUAUCCAACACUUGUGUUGGUCUGCUGCGAUGUACUGAAUGGUUUACUACUAACCCUCUUCAAAGUGCCAUCACAGCAUUACCACAGCUUUUCAAAUGGGUCAGCUCUUAACCAAGGGGGCUCAGACUUGACAGAAAGGAUGACAUUCUCAUAGCUGAAACCAACCCAGUGUAGCUAAACUUUAAACAGAAGUUAAAGUUGAUCACCAAGCUACGGGGAGCUCUGUCACUUGCGGUCAUUCCCAGGGUUUUUUUUGUUUUUGAAUGCACAUUAUUUAGAGGGGGCCAGACAGUGGUCCACUCAAAACUUCAGGAAUAUUUUAAUGCAAUGCAAAGUAUUGGCACACACAGAUGCCAUGCUCUUGCUGUCAAAGAUUGCUGUGUAUGUAGUUUCAUUCCAGUGAUAAACAUGUUUUAUGGCACCUUCGAUAGGCCAACGCUUUCAAGAUGGCCACGAAAGCAUUUUCAUUUUAUUAUUAUUUUUUUAAUAUUGACUUAACAUUUUUUGCAUUCUUAGACACUCACUUAGGGUCUGGGGUUUUGCUGUACUCUAUCAGGAGAGUGCCAUAUUGAUGAUAAAUAAGCCAUUAUAUUUCAGUGUGUGAGUCAUAGCACGGCUACAGUUGCAUGCUAUCCACUAACACUCCAUAUUCCGUUGGACCAACACGAUCCCUAUGUAUUAAAUGUAAUAUAUUUGACUUGAGAGGCCAGAUUGAUUAAUUGAAUCUCCCUUUUUUGUAUUUUAUGUUGAGAUUAGAUAUUACUCGUAUGCAUUUACCGGAGAAUGGUAGGUUACCUAAAGUAAAUUGACUUUAUGAAGAAAAACAUUCAUUAAAAAAAAAAAAUGCUUAAUUGUUUUUAUGGUGUGGGAAAGUUGGUGAUCACUAAUCAUACCAAAGUAGAUAUUCUGUGAUGUAUAAUACAGUAUGCUCAUUUAAUGUUUUAUUUAUUUAAACAAUUUUUACAAGAUUGAUUUUCAUGUAAGCCACGCACAUUUGUAAAACCUAUUAACCAGUCUUUCUUUCUUCUAAAUGAACUUUAUUCUGUCUGUGAAGCCUAUGUUUAAGCUAAAAAAAAUCCCUUGACACAGCCAUGAAAUGACCAUAGAGUUAGGCACUGUUUAGCUUUGUCCUGUGUAAUCUGUUACAGUCCUGCUUUCCUCUGUUGGUUUUAAAGUGUUUGGGAGGAAAGCAGAAAAGAAUCAGUUGGAGGUGGUUUAAAGGCUAUCUGCACUAUUGUCAUAGUGAUGUUAAAGUGAUGUUGAUUAUCAUGUAAUUUUGCAUUUUCACAAUAUACCAUUUGUCCCUGUCUCAAAAAAAACCACUCAAAGGCCUCAACAUAAAACUAAAAAUGGCAGCUCUUUCAGUUGGUUGUUAACAUUGCGCCAUUUGUAUGUCCUUUUGAGGUUUUGCGGUUUGAUUUUUUUUUUUCUGCUCGUAAGAUUUGUUUUAUUACAUGUAAAACCAUACACUGUGUUUACUUUUGGUUUCGGGUCAGUAAUGUACAUUCCCAUAUGACCUUUAAAAUUCCAAUAUAGAAACACUAACUGUUUUACAACACACAUGCCUAUGCAUCAUAUAACAAGUUAAUGUUGACCCAUCAAUGUAUGUACCACCAGCUCAUUAUGUUUUGAAGCAUUUAUUUGCAACUAUUUUACAUUCAUUGUCAAUACAUUGUAAUUUUAAGACCAUCACCUAUCUGAGAGAUGAAUCUUCACCAUGACAAUAAACAAUGGAAAACACUCCAUUAUGUUGCAAUGCAUAAUUGGUAUAAUAAAAAAAUAUCCACUCCA